AUGCAAGAGCCCAACCAGACUUUUGUGACAGAAUUCAUCCUUUUGGGCUUCUCUCUGAGUCCCACGACCACACCUCUGCUCUUCUCGGUCUUUCUGAUGCUCUACUUGCUGAUUCUUCUGGGCAAUGGCUUGAUCACCAUCCUCAUCUGUCUGGACUCACGUCUUCACACUCCCAUGUACUUCUUCAUUGGCACCCUUUCCAUAUUAGACCUGGGCUACACCACCACAACUGUGCCCCAGAUGUUGGCACAUCUGGCCAGCCAAAAGAAGAGCAUCCCUUUUUCUAGCUGUGUGGCCCAAAUGUACAUUUUCUUGGUGCUAGGUGUCACAGAGUCUUGGCUGUUUGCCAUUAUGUCGAUAGACAAGUAUGUGGCCAUCUGCCACCCACUCAGGUACAAGGUCAUCAUGAGCCCAUGCCUGUGUGGGGCAAUGGUAAUUUUCUGUGGACUCUGGGGAGUCACCUCCGCUCUUAUCUACACCAUCUUUGCCAUGCGUCUCCCCUACUGUGGCCCCAACAAAAUCAAUCACUUCUUCUGCGAAGUCCCUGCUGUCUUAAAGCUGGCUUGUGCUGACACCUCAGUCAAUGACCAUGUAGACUUCAUCCUUGGUUUUAGUGUCAUACUAAUCCCACUGUCCCUUAUCCUUGUCAUUUAUGUCAACAUCUUCAUGGCCAUCUUGAAGAUCCGUUCACCACAGGGACAAAUGAAAGCCUUCUCCACCUGUGCCUCCCACGUUACCGUGGUCACUAUGUUCUGUGUGCCAGCCAUGGUCAUGUACAUGAAGCCAGGUUCUAAGGCCUCCCCAGAAGAGGACAAGAAGCUGGCUUUGCUCUACAAUGUCAUCUCUGCUUUCCUUAACCCCAUCAUCUACAGCCUCCGGAACAAGGAUGUGAAGAGGGCUUUCUUCAAGGUGACAAGAUUGGGAAGGGCUCCAGAAUAA
Molecule: messenger RNA, 939 nt
Organism: Dipodomys spectabilis (banner-tailed kangaroo rat)
Lineage: Eukaryota; Metazoa; Chordata; Mammalia; Rodentia; Heteromyidae
Product: olfactory receptor 13-like
Exons: 1
Coding region: 1-939 (312 amino acids)
Biological process (GO): G protein-coupled receptor signaling pathway
Cellular component (GO): membrane
Molecular function (GO): G protein-coupled receptor activity; olfactory receptor activity
Source: RefSeq, a predicted model, not a curated record